Molecule: messenger RNA, 3280 nt
Organism: Phodopus roborovskii (desert hamster)
Lineage: Eukaryota; Metazoa; Chordata; Mammalia; Rodentia; Cricetidae
Gene: Pde11a
Product: phosphodiesterase 11A
Exons: 20
Coding region: 479-3280 (933 amino acids)
Biological process (GO): signal transduction
Molecular function (GO): protein binding; 3',5'-cyclic-nucleotide phosphodiesterase activity
Source: RefSeq, a predicted model, not a curated record
GAACCGCUUGCACCCAGAGCUGUGGACUUUGACUGCUGUGCGUCCCGUCUGCUCCUCCCCUCCUACCCCCAGCGGACUCAGAGCCUCACUCCGGGGCGUGUCCUGCCUCCCUCCGCUCACAGUGGUCCACUCUGACCGCUCCAGUGGCGGCGGAGCGGCGGCUGCGGGAGCUGGAGCAGCGGUGCGAGCCACCCGAGAAGCAGCGGUGGCCUCGGCCAGGCGCUCGGGGCCGGCGCCUGUGUGGAGCAAGAGGAGCAGGGGUAGGGUGGGUGGCAGCGGCUCUGAGCCUCGGAAAGAGCCGGCGCCUCCCAGCUGGGAUUCUGCUGUUCUUAUCAACCUCCUGCUGGCCCGCGGGGAGGUAGCACCGAGCUGGGGACACUGGUGUGGGCAAACAUGUGCAGCAACAGCUAGAGGCCUCGGGACAGGUUAACGUGUGGUCCAAGAGUGGAGAGACGAGAGGCAAAGGGUGCCUUAGACCAUGGCAGCCUCCAGCCUGGACUUCGGGGAGGUGGAAACUUUUCUGGAUAGGCACCCAGAGUUGUUGGAAGAUUAUUUGAUGCGGAAAGGGAAGCAGGAGCUGGUGGACAAGUGGCUACAAAGGCACAGUCCGGGACAGGGGGCUUCAGGCUUGAAGCAUGCCUUGGCUGGCACUGGUAGCUUGGCUCAGGGUAGUAGCAGAGGCAGCACUGGGAUGGGUGGUGGUGCUGGACCCCAGGGCUCUGCCAACACCCAUCCCAUGCCCGGUGGUGGGGAAAGUGCUGGUGUUCCCCUGAGUCCCAGCUGGGCUAGUGGCAGCCGGGGUGAUGGGAACCUGCAGCGGAAAGCUUCGCAGAAAGAGCUGCGGAAGAGCUUUGCCCGCUCCAAAGCCAUCCAUGUGAACAGGACCUACGAUGAACAGGUGACUUCCCGGGCCCAGGAGCCCAUGAGCAGUGUCCGGCGGAGGGCCCUGCUCAGGAAGGCCAGCUCUCUGCCCCCUACCACAGCCCACAUUCUCAGUGCCCUGCUGGAAUCCAGGGUGAAUCUGCCUCAGUAUCCCCCUACGGCCAUCGACUACAAAUGCCACCUCAAAAAGCAUAACGAACGUCAGUUUUUCCUGGAACUGGUCAAGGACAUCUCCAAUGACCUUGACCUCACCAGCCUAAGCUACAAGAUUCUCAUCUUUGUCUGUCUCAUGGUGGACGCUGACCGCUGCUCUCUCUUCUUAGUGGAGGGGGCAGCUGCUGGCAAGAAGAGUUUGGUCUCCAAAUUUUUUGAUGUGCAUGCUGGAACCCCACUACUCCCCUGCAGCAGCACAGAGAACUCAAAUGAGGUGCAGGUCCCCUGGGGCAAAGGCAUCAUUGGCUAUGUCGGGGAACAUGGAGAAACUGUCAACAUUCCUGAUGCCUAUCAGGACCGAAGAUUCAAUGAUGAGAUUGACAAGCUAACUGGAUACAAGACAAAAUCCCUAUUGUGCAUGCCUAUCCGGAGCAGUGACGGUGAGAUUAUCGGUGUAGCCCAAGCAAUAAAUAAGAUUCCUGAGGGUGCUCCAUUUACGGAGGAUGACGAAAAAGUUAUGCAGAUGUAUCUUCCAUUCUGUGGAAUCGCCAUAUCUAACGCUCAGCUCUUUGCUGCCUCGAGGAAGGAAUAUGAAAGAAGCAGGGCUUUGUUGGAGGUGGUCAAUGACCUCUUUGAAGAACAGACGGACCUGGAGAAGAUUGUCAAGAAAAUAAUGCAUCGGGCCCAAACUCUGUUGAAAUGUGAACGCUGUUCGGUUUUACUUCUAGAAGACAUUGAAUCACCAGUGGUGAAGUUCACCAAAUCCUUUGAACUGAUGUCCCCAAAGUGCAGCGCUGAUGCUGAGAACAGUUUCAAAGAAAGCAUGGAGAAAUCAUCCUACUCCGACUGGCUGAUCAAUAACAGUAUCGCUGAGCUGGUUGCUUCGACAGGCCUUCCUGUGAAUGUCAGCGAUGCCUACCAGGACCCGCGCUUUGAUGCUGAGGCUGACCAGAUAUCUGGUUUUCACAUAAGAUCUGUUCUCUGUGUCCCUAUUUGGAACAGCAACCACCAAAUAAUUGGGGUUGCUCAAGUUCUAAACAGACUCGAUGGGAAACCUUUCGAUGAUGCAGACCAGCGGCUUUUUGAGGCUUUUGUCAUCUUUUGUGGCCUCGGUAUCAACAACACAAUUAUGUAUGAUCAAGUGAAGAAGUCCUGGGCCAAGCAGUCCGUGGCUCUUGAUGUGCUGUCCUACCAUGCUACGUGUUCCAAGGCUGAAGUCGACAAGUUUAAGGCAGCCAACAUCCCUCUGGUGUCAGAACUGGCCAUUGAUGACAUCCAUUUUGAUGAUUUUUCCCUUGAUGUUGACGCCAUGAUCACAGCUGCUCUCCGGAUGUUCAUGGAGCUGGGGAUGGUACAGAAAUUUAAAAUCGACUAUGAGACCCUGUGCAGGUGGCUUCUGACAGUAAGGAAGAACUACCGAAUGGUCCUCUACCACAACUGGAGACAUGCCUUCAACGUGUGCCAGCUGAUGUUUGCCAUGCUCACCACUGCUGGGUUUCAAGAGAUUCUGACGGAGGUGGAAAUUUUAGCAGUGAUUGUGGGAUGCCUGUGUCAUGACCUCGACCACAGGGGAACCAACAACGCCUUCCAAGCUAAGAGUGACUCUGCACUGGCUCAGCUCUACGGGACAUCAGCAACCUUGGAGCAUCACCAUUUUAACCAUGCGGUGAUGAUCCUUCAGAGUGAGGGUCACAACAUCUUUGCUAAUUUGUCCUCCAAGGAAUACAGUGACCUCAUGCAGCUUCUGAAGCAGUCGAUACUAGCCACAGACCUCACGCUGUACUUUGAGAGGAGAACUGAGUUCUUUGAACUUGUCAGUAAAGGAGACUACGAUUGGAACAUCAAAAGUCACCGUGACGUGUUUCGAUCGAUGUUAAUGACAGCCUGUGACCUUGGAGCCGUGACCAAACCGUGGGAGAUCUCCAGACAGGUGGCUGAACUUGUAACCAGCGAGUUCUUUGAACAAGGAGAUCGGGAGAGGUCUGAACUCAAACUCACUCCCUCAGCUAUUUUUGACCGGAACCGGAAAGACGAACUGCCUCGGUUGCAAUUGGAGUGGAUUGAUAGCAUCUGCAUGCCUCUGUAUCAGGCCUUGGUGAAGGUCAAUGCAAAAUUGAAGCCGAUGCUGGAUUCAGUGGCUGCCAACCGAAGGAAGUGGGAGGAGUUACAUCAAAAAAGACUACAGGUCUCUGCUGCCUCCCCGGACCCUGUGAGUCUCCUAGCAGCAGGAGAGGAUGGAUUGUAA